AAUUUAGACACUCUUGUGGCUGACCGUCUGAAGUGCGCAUUUGUGAGAGAGCACGUGUGAGCACGUGUGUGUCAGCGCAUGAGUGUGCAUAAGUGCGUGCGUGCACGUGAGUGCCUGUGUUUGAGCAUGUGUGAGUGUCCGUGAGUGUGAGAGAGCAUGUGUGCCCUCCCAGCAGUCCUGCAGGGAGGCUCUGUCCGGAACCCAGUGAGGGGACAGGGAAACAGGAAGGGCUGUGACCGGGCAGCAGGCUGCAGCCCCAGACCUCUGGAGCAGGGCUGGGACUUGCGUGUGACGCCCAGCUCUGCCACCCACUGGGAAAGGCACCCCAGUGCAUGGUGGGUCCGAGUGGUCCAGGCCAGUCCAGUGCGCCACCACCCCCCGCAUCCACCCCGGGUCAGGUCAGAUGUGUGCGCACCAGGGCCGGCCCAGGGGAGGUCUGUUGGUUUGUGAUGCAGAAGCUUCUGGAAGGGCCUGGCAGCCUCCCCUGGACUGUGGCCCCGCUGGAGCAGGGCCAGCCUGAGCUGGGAGGACAGAGCAGGGCAGCCUGCGAGACUGCGGGGUUCCCCUGUUGGCCCGCGGCUCUCGGGACUCCUGUUCCUGCAAUAGGGGCCAAAUAAGAUAGGGAGUGUGGUCCCCUGAGUCAGCCUUGCCUGGGCCCUCUUCAAAGUCGGGGCACACCCAAACCUGGUGCCUCAGACUGGGGAGGGUUGGCUUGGGACACUCGGGUUGGAAUCGCUGGGCGUUUGUUGCGGAGUUAUGGGGAGGGUGCUGAAGUUGCGGGAGAUACCAGUAGGGCACAGUGACAGAGACAGUGCUUGCCUCCCACGGAGGGCAGAUGGGCCUCGAACAGCUGGGAGUGGCCAGGCCAGGAUCCAGGGCAACGCUUAGCAACCUGUGCUGGUCCCUGGGGUGUUGGGUGCAAAAGAGGCCCGGGCCCUGGGGCUGAGCCCCACAUGCCACCCCCUCCCACUGCCUGGCUGCCGGCCCUCACUGCCCCGUGCCAAGGGGGAAGUAACCCUCGAUCGUGCUGAGUCACUGAGAUGGGCUGGGGGUCUGGGUGGCCCUGACCUGGCUGGCGCGCGAGGGGCCUGGUGCUGAGAGGAGCACGCGGGACGGGAAGGGGCAGGUGGGCCAUCCUUAGACCCGAUUUUUGGACAAGGAGAGGUGGGAUAGAGGCUCAGGGUCGGCAGAGCACAGGCCCCAGCACGAGAACCCAGGUGGUUUUUAGAAGCCAUACUUGCCACUUCCGAGGGAGACCUUAUUCCUGCCCUCACGGACGUGCACAUCCCCAACAGGGUGGCGGGAAACGGCACAGUUGUGGGGGUCAGAGGGCCUCCGUGUCGCUGGGCUCAUGUCAAGGAGUGGGUGGGGCUGGAUCCUUCUGCAGCCUGGGGGAGUGGGGGGGGUACGCUUCUUGGCCUCUCCCAGAGGCCACCACAGCCCCUGCUCCCAGCCCAUCCCCCAUCCUGGCAGCGGGACAGCAUCUUGGAGUCUCCUGCCCGGAGAGGCCAGCACCCACCUCUAUCCCCAUGACGAAGACCCUGACACACACACGCGGUGCCCACCAGGACGUCUCCUCUCAAGGCCUUGAGCUUGGCCACGAGUCCCUUCAGCCACAUCAGAUCACAUUCUCAGUUCAGGGCUGGGAGCCCAGGCAUCUUUAGGGUCCUUCACCCAGCCCACCCCUCACGAGACUACGUGUCAGAGGAAAACUGAUCAGAGGAGGGGCACCCUGGGCCAAGAUGGGCACACUUGGGGCAGGGGUGUCUCGCCUUUGGGCGAAGUACGGAGCAGGUGUUCCUGGACAUGAGGCUGUCAGGAUGUCCCUCGGCCCCUUGGGGAGGAUCAGGGCUCCUCACGUGCCCCUGCACUGUGUGUGACCUCAGCAGCUGCUGUCUGCUCUCUGCCCUGCUCCCCUUAGUCUCCCUUACCUUGGGUCCCAGCCUCUCUGCCCGCUGGCCACUCUGUGCUGGGCUCCCUCUGCUGGCCGACUCAGCUCCCGUGACCCUGCACCUCCCUCCUGGUCUCUCUUCCCCUGUGUCUCCAGCCUGUCUCACACACUGGCUGUAUUGGUCGCUUGCCCCCUGCAUUUCUCUGUCUCAGAGCCCAGGGGUACAGUAUCCACCUGCCCAUUCUCCUUGCAGCUGCCAGUGUCCUUGUGUCUUCUGUGGGCAGAUCCAUGGGACACAGCACAGAGUCUGCCAGGGACUUCUGGGAAAACAUCUUUCCUGAUCGGAAACGAGACCUGGCAUGGGAGUCCUUGCUGCCUGCCUGCCUUGACAAUGGAUGCCGUGGGCCCAGCUUCCAACACACACACAAACACGUGAGGACAAGGAGCUAUUCUCUUAAGAGAGAAAGAGGAAGCAACAUUUUGUCUGUAAUUACAAAACACCGUAAGCCAUCUCUUCAGGGUGCUGUUUUAACCGGAAGGAAGGAAGAAGAAACUCGGUGAAGGCAGAGGGACUUCUCAUCUUGAACCAUCAACAGCAGAAUCCCAACCAGAGACCUCCUUGAACCUGCUGCAGAACGAGGACAGGCACACGGCCCACACAGCUGAGGAAGUCGGGCGAGAUGGACUGUGACAGCGCUGAGGUUUCCGUAAUUCCUGGGAUCCAGAAAGAAGAGAAGGCGGCCGUGGAGAAACGCAGCCAACAGGUGCUGGCGGCUCUGAAAAAGCUGAACAUCGAGGCCGAUGAGGCCCCGGUCAUUGCCGUGCUGUGCUCCGGUGGGGGGCUGCGGGCCCACAUCGCCUGCCUGGGGGUCCUGAGUGAGCUCCAAGAACUCGGCCUGUUGGACGCUGUCACAUACCUGGCAGGGGUCUCGGGGUCCACCUGGGCGAUGUCCUCGUUCUACAAUAACGAGGGUAACACGAAAGACACAGAGGAUGACCUGAAACGUCGAUUCGACCAGAAGGACUGGGACCUGACCCAGAGCAUGUACAGAACCAUCCAGGCGGCAAAGGAGGACACUUACUCUCUGACCGACUUUUGGGCCUACAUGGUGGUCACCAAACAUACCCGAGAACUGCAGGAAUCCUGCUUGUCCAGCAUGAAGCAGCCUGUGGACGAAGGAAGGCUGCCCUACCCGCUCUUUGCAGCCAUCGAUGUUGACUUCCAAACCGCCUGGAAGGAGAAGAAAUCCCAGAAGACCUGGUUUGAGUUCACGCCUCACCACGCCGGCUACCCUGCGCUCGGGGCCUACGUCUCCACCACCCACUUUGGAAGCAGAUUUGAGAACGGGAAACUGAUCGAAGCUAAGCCUGAGCGAGAUCUGGCCUUCCUGAAAGGUUUAUGGGGAAGCGCUCUAGCUAGCAUGGAAGCCAUUAAGGAGUGCAUUAUGGAAAAGUUACAGAAAUGGAAAGAAAGCUUGCAUCCGAAGUGUGAGUACAGAGAAGUAACCUUGAAAGGCAUGGCCAUCAACAAGUCCGGUCACGUCGGUCUCACAGGUCAGUCACACGGCCCCCAGAGGAGACUGCAGUACAGCAUGCCCAGUCACGUCGGUCUCACAGGGUCGGAGGUGGACGAGGCUCUGCUGGAUCUGCUGCUGGCCUACGUCCAGGAUCCCAGCUCCAGCAGCGUCAUCGACAGGCUCCAGGCCCUGCAGCUGCAGCUCGCAAGGGAAGGUCGAGAGGUUGAGCCCGAACACACCUGGCUGGCUGAGAUGAUCCAGCAUUGGAGCAGCAUCCCCCCGGAAGAGCAGGGCCAGUUCCUGGAAUACCUGGUGUAUAGCUUCACGAGAGAAGAGGAGACCCCUGUAGGCAGUGAGAGGAGUGGCCCGAUGAUGCAGUGCAGAAUGUACAGUCCGAUGAGCACCGUGAAGAACAUCUUCCAGUCUUUGACGAAGUCUUACUAUUUUAUGACUAAAACUGCAUUGUGCUGUUACAAGUGGGAAUGGGGGACCAUCCACAACUUCCUGUACAGACAUGGUGCCAUCGCCGACAAGACCAUGCGCAGCCGGGAGCUCCUGCACCUGGUGGACGCGGGCUUUGCCAUCAACACCCCCUACCCACUCGUGCUGCCCCCCUCGCGCAAGGCUCAGCUCAUCCUCUCCUUUGACUUCAGCGCCGGCGAUCCUUUUGAGACCAUCAGGGCUACGGCUGACUACUGCCACCGCCACAAGAUCGCCUUCCCUGCUGUGGAGGAGGCCAUGCUGAAGAAGUGGGCCAAAGCCCCCGACAGCUGCUAUGUCCUGAGAGGGGACGCCGGGCCUGUCGUGAUGCACUUUCCCCUGUUCAACAAGGACACCUGUGGAGAUGGAAUUCAGGAAUUGGUCAGCAAGUACGGCACCAUCAAGCUGGCCAACACCUACACCUUGGAGAAGGUGACACAGCUGCUGGAGUUGUCCAAGAAGAACGUGAGACUGAACACAGAGCGUAUCCUCCAAGAGAUGCAAAAGGCGGCCAGUGCCAAGGAGCCCCCGGCAAGGCUCCGGUCUUACUGCAUGGAGGGCGUGAUGAGGUACCCUUUGGUGAAAGUGGCGGGGGUCAUGGUGGAGGACAAGACGGAGGACGUGGUGGAGGACGUGGUAGAGGACGUGGCGGAGGGUGUCACGGGCUCCCGGGCCGUGAGCAUCGAGAUCACCAACAACACAGACGAGACGUUCACAGACCCCGUGUUCUACUGCCAGAGCGGCCACGCCCGGGAGGCCCCACCCCCCGUGCUGGCUCCCAAGCACACCAUCAGCUGCUCCUUCACGAAGGCGAGCGCCAGCUUCCAGGGCAGCGUGGGCCUGCUGGUCUACCAGGGCAGGGCUGCCCACCUGGCCCUCCUGUUCUCCGUUCCCUUCAGCUACGCCCUGCACAGCAUUGAGUUUGCCGUGGCCGUCCUGGCCGGGCCGGUCUCCACCGCCUCUCUGGAGCACAUGUUCCACAGCAUCAUGCAGGGAACGUCCCCGGAGCUGAAGGUGGCCAGAUGCGCCCUGAAGACCCCCCAGAACACCCUGCAGCUGGAGCACGACUCCCUGACCCUCAGGGCCGUCGUCUCCAACGUCCGCACAGCCAGAAUGAAAGUGGUGGUGGAGCGCAAGGCUUGCCCUGCACACCCACUCACACCACAGUCCUAGCCACAUAAGCAGCAUGGCAGGAGCACGCUGUGUUGGUCUCUCGGAAGCCAAGGGAGGCUCUGAGAACACGAUGGGUGCUCAGUUAGCGCUUGCUGACCAGCUCAGUGAUGGACUGGGCGAGUUUGUCUCAGUCUGCCCGCCCUGCCAGCCGCCGCCCAUGUCCCCCUGCGCUCUGCGGGCACCUCUGGCCCUUCGCUUCCCACCGCUCUCCCGCCCUUUGCUCCCUGCCUCCAUGCGUCCUCCCCGCCACCUUUCCCAGCCCCGGCCUCUGCUGCCCUCCCCCGCUCUGCUCUUCCAUCCGCCUUUCCUUCCGUCCUCUUCGGCGUGGAGCUUGGGACUGAGCUGAGGGCACCAGCUUCCCGCAAGCUCCCCAGGCCCAUCAUGUGGAGGACAGGUCAUCGCACCAUGGUGCCUGUGUCCCUGGGACGCCUGCCCGAGUGUCAAGGCCUUAGAGCCGUGCCUGGCGCGAUCCGUACAGCAGCUAUUCAAAACUUAAAGUGGCCUGGCGCUGUGGCGUAGUGGGUAAAGCCACCCCCUGCAGCACCGGCAUCCCAUAUGGGUGCCGGUUCUAGUCCUGGCUGCUCCACUUCCGACCCAGCUCUCUGCUAUGGCCUGGGAAAGCAGUAGAAGAUGGCCCAAGUCCUUGGGGCCCUGCACCCACAUGGGAGACCUGGAAGAAGCUCCUGGCUCCUGGCUUUGGAUGGGCCCAGCUCCGGCCAUUGGUGGGGUGAACCAGCGGAUGGAAGAUCCCCCUCCCUCUCUCUCUCUGCAUCUGCUUCUCUGUAACUCUGCCUUUCAAAUAAAUGAAUUUUUAAAACAAAAUAAAGUGGUUGGAUGGUGUCCUCCAACACACGUUGACGUGGGAACCCCAAUGCGUGUGAGUGUGGCCGUCCACACGUGAGCAGUUAUGGUGAAAUCAUCAGAGUGGUCCCAGUCCGCUGUGGGGGGCAUCCUUACAGAAACGGAGGUGUGGACACAGAGACGGACACGCACACAGGAGGAGCGCCGCGUGACUGCCCCGUCACUACUGCGAUGCUGCAUCCCCAAGCCAUGGAGCCCCCACGGUUGCCAGCAGACCACCAGCCGUCCCACUCUGCCCCGCGGGAACUCAGAAGUCCCUGUCGCCUUUGGCCGCGUCUCCCCAGUCUCUUCCAGCUCGAAUAGUUCCUCAACCUUUCCUUGACUUUUGUGACCUUGAUAUCUGCGGAGCUAACCGGCCAGCUACUUUGCAGAUCCUGCUUCCAAUCCGGCCUCUCCGAAGUCGUCUUAGUAUCACAAAAGCAGUGCCAUGUUCUUGUCAUGCUCUAUGGGGCAGGGCCAAAUUUUGACUUGCCACAUAACUGACAAAGUUUAUUUUAAUCAUUUGAGAUGAUAUCUACCAGAUUUUCCCACCAUAAAACGAUUCUUU
Messenger RNA from Oryctolagus cuniculus (rabbit), 6469 nucleotides. NCBI's taxonomy places the organism in Eukaryota, Metazoa, Chordata, Mammalia, Lagomorpha, Leporidae. The record is from RefSeq and is a predicted model, not a curated record.